AAAAAGAAAUAAACACCACGAUGACUUUUGGGGAUAGGUAAAAAACGAUAUACUUAAAUUACUCAAAGAAAUGUUUCACUAAGCAGACAGUGCCAACACGUCGACAGUGGGUGAUUCGUCGUGGCGACUGGUUGUCAACGUGUUAUGCAGCUUGUCACUUGCUAUGUAAACAGGUGACAUGAAGCAUUUCCAAUGUAGACGACGAGGACACAAGUGAGAUCGAGUGAUGGACAUCUCUCCUGUAGCUGGUGGCGGUCGUCACGAACAGAUGGCAUCAACACCAGUGGAUCCUCCGGAGGAUGUCCAACAGGAAACAAGUGCAACUCUCCUAGCAAAACAGAACUGGCUCCAGGCUCAGAUAGAUAACCAUAGGGCUGAGACACUAGCAGAGUCUUCAGCUGAUGAUGGGACUGAUGGAAAAACAGAAAUAUUGGCCGAUUUGGAAAAGAAACUUGUAGAUGAAUAUAUUGAGAAAGAUAAAAAGGAACUCAUCAUAAAAAGGAUGCAGAUGGGAAGCUUCCUUGUAAAGCAGCUGUUUGAACAGUCCACAUCAGAUGACAGUGACCCUGCGGAAAAAGAGAAGAAAGCUGUAAGAGUGAAAUAUUUAAAGGACUUACUUGACAAGCAGUGUGGACUUGUUAGUGGGAUAAUGAAGAAUCUAAAGGAAAUGGAACCUAAAAAGGAAAGACUGGUUGAGCUCAAGAAACAGACUUUCGAUCAAAUGAGAAUUAACAGACAGGACAUGGAGACACUCCACGAACGACAGAACCCAAAGCGAAUGGACAUCCAGGACCAGGAAACACAGGAUCUGUUUGAAGACCUGGACAAGAAUCUCCAGAAGAUCACAAUAGUGCGUAAUACCUUACAAGCAGUUAUUGUUGGCAGUGGCAUCAACUGGGCACAAGACCCAGCCAUGCAAGAACUUGUUCUAGAAAUGGGCAAAAAACUGGAAUUGUGACACCAUUUUUAACACAAGACACCAAACAUGGGCAUGUAGGAAUUAUCUGAAAUGCUGGAUUUGUGAUGAUAUUUGUACAGGAACAAUUUUAACUGCUUCAAGGUUACUCUUUUAAGCAUGUUAUAAGGAAAGUAAUCAAACCCCAAACACUCAAUCUUAGUUGUGUGGAUCUCUACCUUAUUCACCCAUUCACCCCUGAAAUUUCAUAAUGAACUAAUCCAACCUUUGAUUUGGAAGACUUCAAAUGUGUCGUCAGGGGUGAAUGAGUUAAAGUCAGUUUCAGGAGACCUUUUUCUUUGUACAGAAUAUGCAAAUGUUAUCUGAAGAAAGUCAGGGUUGCAUAUCUUGUAAAAACAAGUACUACACUUUAAGUAUACCCUAAUGAAAGAAAACAUGGCUAUGCCUUAUGUGUUCAUUAAUAAAUACAGUAGAGUGGUUUCCUUUAUCUGUAAGUUAACUGGUACCUUAUAGUAAUACCAAUGUAUGUGUAUUAGCCAAGUCUACACAAGACUAGAGUUCGUUAAAGAUAUUCUGAUUUUUUUUUUCAUUGUGGAACUCUUCGGAAACAAGAUACAUGACUAAGUAUUGUGACAUAUAUCCUGAAGUAGAGAACACUACGACUGCAGUCUUUUCUCUCCUAAGGGAGUGUUACUUGGAAGAGAAUAGAUUGAGUUCAUAGAAGGUACCAUAAUCAAAUAGCAAUUUUAGUAAUUUUCACUUCAUGAUGAACCUUGUCUUUCAUCUAACAGCACAAUGAUAAGCCAUGAAAGCCGACCACAGGGGCACGCAACUACUAUUAAUAUUGAUAUUGUUAAACUUUCAGUCGCUGGGUAUGUUAUGUAUUGGGAUAUAGCGUACCCAGCGACUGAAAGUCAAACAAGAUCAACAUUAGUAGUAGUUGGGUGCCCCUGUGAGCUGACCAGCCUAGACCUUGUAUAAAAACAAAUACAGCACUCUGCCCAUUUAAAAUAUCUGCAUUAUCAGAGGAUGUCAUGUAUUAGCCUCAAAGAUCUUCCAAAAAAAAUCGGAAGUAAUUUUUGUCAAUUGUGUGGUUAGAAGAGACUUCUGGAAGUAGACUUUAUUAAUUGGUGUUGUUUUCGGAUAAUUUAGUUAUAUGUUCUUGUCUUUGUUUGAUCCAUUUGUUAUGUAUUAUGUAAAUAUGUACAUAUAUGUAAUGACAGGUUACUUCCUCAUUAAGUAAUUAAUAAAAUGUUGAUAUAUUGCUUUAA
Messenger RNA from Mizuhopecten yessoensis (Yesso scallop), 2187 nucleotides. Its product is annotated as centromere protein H-like. Gene Ontology annotation, biological process: kinetochore assembly; chromosome segregation; mitotic spindle organization. Gene Ontology annotation, molecular function: kinetochore binding. The record is from RefSeq and is a predicted model, not a curated record. The coding region runs from base 227 to 958 and encodes 243 amino acids. Gene Ontology annotation, cellular component: kinetochore; nucleus. The transcript has 9 exons. Lineage: Eukaryota; Metazoa; Mollusca; Bivalvia; Pectinida; Pectinidae.